AUGGAUAACAAGAAGCGUCUGGCCUACGCCAUCAUCCGGUUCCUGCACGACCAGCUCCGGCACGGGGGGCUCUCGUCCGACGCCCAGGAGAGCUUGGAAGUUGCAAUCCAGUGCCUGGAGACUGCUUUUGGGGUGACAGUGGAAGACCAUGACCUCGCCCUCCCUCAGACUCUGCCGGAAAUAUUUGAAGCAGCUGCUGCAGGCAAGGAGGUGCCGCAGGACCUGAGGAGCCCCGAGCGGACCCCGCCUUCAGAGGAGGACUCAGCCGAGGCAGAGCGCCUCAAAACCGAAGGAAACGAGCAGAUGAAGGUAGAAAACUUUGAAGCUGCCGUGCACUUCUAUGGGAAAGCCAUCGAGCUGAACCCGGCCAACGCCGUCUACUUCUGUAACAGAGCUGCGGCCUACAGCAAGCUCGGGAACUACACGGGUGCCGUUCAGGACUGCGAGCGAGCCAUCUGCAUAGACCCGUCCUACAGCAAAGCCUACGGCAGGAUGGGCCUUGCUCUCUCCAGUUUGAACAAGCACACCGAGGCCGUGGCAUACUACAAGAAGGCCUUGGAGCUGGAUCCUGAGAACGAGACUUACAAGUCAAACCUCAAGAUAGCCGAGCUGAAGCUGAGAGAGACGCCGAGUCCCACGGGAGGCGUCGGCAGCUUUGACAUCGCCGGCCUGCUCAACAACCCCAGCUUCAUGAGCAUGGCGUCAAACCUAAUGAACAAUCCGCAGGUUCAGCAGCUCAUGUCCGGGAUGAUUUCGGGCGGCCACAACCCCCUGGGGACUCCCGGCACCAGCCCCUCACAGAACGACCUGGCCAGUCUCAUCCAGGCCGGCCAGCAGUUCGCCCAGCAGAUGCAGCAGCAGAACCCAGAGUUGAUAGAACAGCUCCGGAGUCAGAUCCGAAGUCGGACCCCCAGUGCCAGCAACGACGACCAGCAGGAAUGA
Molecule: messenger RNA, 942 nt
Organism: Canis lupus familiaris (dog)
Lineage: Eukaryota; Metazoa; Chordata; Mammalia; Carnivora; Canidae
Gene: SGTA
Product: small glutamine rich tetratricopeptide repeat containing alpha
Biological process (GO): post-translational protein targeting to endoplasmic reticulum membrane
Cellular component (GO): membrane; TRC complex
Molecular function (GO): molecular adaptor activity; protein binding
Source: RefSeq, marked provisional